Molecule: messenger RNA, 2121 nt
Organism: Teleopsis dalmanni
Lineage: Eukaryota; Metazoa; Arthropoda; Insecta; Diptera; Diopsidae
Product: P protein-like
Exons: 1
Coding region: 1-2121 (706 amino acids)
Biological process (GO): transmembrane transport
Cellular component (GO): membrane
Source: RefSeq, a predicted model, not a curated record
AUGGCUACCAGAAAUAAGCCACUCACUGAAGACACUAAUCUUGAUAUUAAAAUUGAUGAAGAUACCGCAACAGAUGUUCCGGAAGAAUCACCGCCAUGGCACACUUUAAAAUACGUAAAGGUUUUUUUUCUUUCUGGUGUUUGGUUUUUAUCUACAUAUUAUAUGAUGAAAAGUAGCGAGGAUAAUGAUCACGAGAGACUAAUAGCGUUGCCUCCAAACAUUGAUUAUCAAUUUCCUUUAAAAAAAAAUAACAAAGAUUUAUAUGGAGUUGCUAUAGAGGCUCCAUUUGACAAGUUUCACAGUUAUAACAGUAGUAAGCCAUCUAUAAUUAUACAAGCAAAACGAUAUUAUUUUGAAUAUAAUCAUACUGUUCGUGAAAUGAAAAACUUGUCAGACGAAUGGAAUUUGAAUUUAGUACCUCAAGAACAAAGAGAUCAUGCCGAAUUAAUAUACAAAAAAAAAAUACUAGAAUUUGAGCCCGACCCAGAUAAGAUUGAUAUAAGAUGUGAAGAAUUUUUGCAAAUAAGAUCUACAAAUAUGGUUGAAGGUACAACUCUUCAUAUACGCUUAGAUGAUAAUCCUAUAGAUAGGAAACUUGGCAUUACUUGCGCUAUUAUAGUACUUAUUUUUCUUUAUGUAUUGAUAAUAUGGGAGAUCAUAAAUCAAAGUUUUGCAGCGAUACUUGCAUCAACAUUAGCACUUGGGAUUCUAGCAGGCAUACAUGAACGACCCAGUCUGAUGACUAUAAUGGGUUGGAUAGAUGUUGAGACAUUUUUGCUUCUCUUUAGUAUGAUGAUACUUGUAGCUGUGCUUACUGAAACAGGUAUUUUUGAUUAUUCCGCUGUGGUGGCCUUCAGAGUAUCUAAAGGAAAAGUUUGGCCUUUAAUAGCAACCUUAUGUUUUACUGCUGAAUGUAUGUCAGCACUUUUAGAUAACGUCACGCUUAUGCUUCUUUGUACGCCUGUAGUCAUAAGACUCUGUGAAGUCAAGUCUCUAGAUCCUGUUCCUUUACUGAUAUGUAUGAUAAUGUUUUCAAACGUUGGAGGCGUUGGUACUCCUGUCGGUGAUCCACCGAAUGUUAUUAUAUCAACUAACGCGUAUAUAGCUGCCAGAGAUGUGAACUUUUUUACUUUUACAAUGCAUAUGAUACCAGUGCUCUUAAUCGCCAGCAUACAAACUUACAUACAGUUACGUUUUAUCUACAGAGCUUAUGGUAAGUCGCCACCUAAUCUCAUACAAGAUGCAGCAGAGCUAUUGCAUGAUAUUAAGAUGUGGGCACAAGCUGCAAAACGCAUAAAUCCUAUAUCGUUUGAAGAAAAUUUAGUAAGUAAGGCUAUGGCUAACCGAGCUGGUGAUUUGAAGAAGAAACUAGAUUCUGGGCAAAGUCUUCUUAGGUCACAAGAAGCGAAAAACUUUGAAAAUACACUUAAAGAACUUAAAGAGCAAUAUCCAAUUCGAAAUAAGGUUUUACUGGUUAAGUCUACAAUAGUUUUUAUAUUUGUAAUUUCAUUAUUUUUUUUGCAUUCUAUACCGCACUUUCAUCAUCUUUCGUUGGGUUGGGCUUCAUUGCUUGGUGCUCUACUUCUACUUAUAAUUGCUGAUAAAAGAGAUAUGGAGGCAUUACUGGUACGUGUUGAGUGGUCCACAUUAUUAUUUUUUGCCUCAUUAAUCAUGCUAAUGGAAGCUUUAACAGAACUCGGAUUGAUAGCAACAAUUGGUGAGUUGGUGAUUAAAGCAAUACUUAUUGUCAGGCCGGAACAUCAGAUGGCAUUUGGACUUUUCAUUAUACUGUGGGUGACAGCUUUAGCAUCAGCAUUUUUAAAUAAUAUUCCUGUAGCCACGAUGAUGGUGAAAAUCAUAAUCGUAUUAUCUGAAGACUCGCAGUUGGAUAUUCCCGUGCAACCUAUGGUAUGGGCGGUAGUUAUGGGAGCCUGUUUCGGAGGAAAUGGUACAUUAAUUGGUGCAUCAGCAAAUGUGGUGGCAUCCGGAAUAGCAGAACAGCAUGGUUAUAAAUUUAAUUUUAUGACAUUCUUUCGUGUGGGUUUUGCAGUGAUGCUGGGAAAUCUAAUCAUAGCUACUUGUUAUCUUAUGAUUUCACAUAUCGUUUUUCAAUGGCAUUAA